AUGUGGUUACAUCAUCCAGAUUUCUUUAGGAUAGUUAGAGAAGCCUGGCCGGAAGGUGCUAAUCUAGAAGUGGCCACUACUGAUUUUAUUAGGAAGGCGAAGAAAUGGAAUUUUGAGGUUUUUGGUAAUAUUUUUGCGAAGAAAAAAAGGGUGCUAGCCAGGUUGAAUGGUACACAAAAGGCUUUGGCUAAUAAUCCUAUUGAAUUUCUGUUGAGGCUGGAAGACCAACUUAUUGAAGAAUAUUCCUCGAUUUUGCUUCAAGAAGAGGAGUUUUGGGCCCUAAAGUCUAGGAUUAAUGCUGUUGCAUUUGGAGACUGGAACACAUCUUACUUUCAUAUGAAUACGGUAGUGAGGAGGCAUAGGAAUAAAAUUAGGUGUUUGAAGGAUGGUGUGGGAGAGUGGAUAGUUGAGGAAGAGGCGGUGAAGGAGCAUAUUUUAAAGGGGUUUAUGAAGCUUUAUGCCACGGGUUUUGAGUUGUCCUAUAGAAGCUUUGCUGUUUCUGAGUUCUCCGGUAGUUUUCUUUCUGAAGCAGAUAGGAGUUGGAUGGGAAGGGAAGUGGUGGACGAAGAUGUGAGGAGUGGGUUGUGGGCUUUGAAGCCGUUUAAAGCGCCAUGA
Quercus robur (English oak) is the source of this 615-nucleotide messenger RNA. RefSeq lists its product as uncharacterized. The record is from RefSeq and is a predicted model, not a curated record. The transcript has a single exon. Lineage: Eukaryota; Viridiplantae; Streptophyta; Magnoliopsida; Fagales; Fagaceae. The coding region runs from base 1 to 615 and encodes 204 amino acids.